This is a messenger RNA of Carcharodon carcharias (great white shark), 228 nucleotides long. RefSeq names its product cytochrome c oxidase subunit NDUFA4-like. The record is from RefSeq and is a predicted model, not a curated record. Lineage: Eukaryota; Metazoa; Chordata; Chondrichthyes; Lamniformes; Lamnidae. The transcript has a single exon. Bases 1 to 228 code for a protein of 75 amino acids.
AUGUUGGGAUUGAUGAUCCACCAGGCCAAGAGCCACCCGAGUUUAAUUCCAUUGUGUGUCUUCAGUGGCGCUGGAAGUGUUGGAGCGAGCAUGCGGCUUGCUGUCCGUAACUCGAAUGUAAGCUGGAAUCGCAAGAACAACACUGAGUCUUGGAAUAAGAUAGCACACUCUCAGCAGUACAAGUUCUUUACUGUGAACAUGGACGACGGUAAACUGAAGAAGAAUUGA